AUGGUAUUUCUCCCUUUUUUCCCAGCCCUCUCCUGCCCACCCCACAGCCACUAUGAGCUCUGCACCCGUACCUGCGACUUCACUUGCGCCAGCCUCUCCGUGCCGGCCCCGUGCAGCUGGACAUGCUUCGAGGGCUGCCAGUGCGACGAUGGGUACCUCUUCGACGGAGAAGCCUGUGUGUCCCUGGAGCAGUGUGGCUGCAUGCACCAGGGACGGUAUUUCAAGGCGGGUGAGACCAUCAUCUCCAGCAACUGCUCCACAAAAUGCAAUUGCCACCUGUCCCAGGGACUUGUCUGUGAGGACAUACAGUGUCCCCCGGAUGAGGUCUGCGCCACGCAGGACGGGGCGCAGCGGUGCGUCAAGCGAGUAGGCCAGUGCCGGGUUUCCCCGGGGGCCUCCUUGACCACGUUUGACGGUGCCGGGGGAAGGCUCCUCGCUAGCGGCACCUACAAAGUGGCCGCCCUUUGCAACGAACAGUCACCCAACUGGUUCAAGGUGGUGGUGGAGGUCAGCGAGUGCCGGGACGACACCAUCCCCGCUGCCGUGGCCGUCUUCAUCUUCUUCCGCGAAGCUUUUAUCACUGUGAAUAACAACAUGGAGGUGUGGGUGAAUGGUCUUUUCACCCGCCUUCCAGCUGUGGUGUCCGAAGCCAUUUCCUUGAGUGCGGUAGCGGGGAACAUCACCGUCUCCCAUACGUCGGGGAUGGAUGUGCUCUUUAGCCCCAGCGGGGAGAUGACGGUGACCGUAGGGGCCGCCUUGGUCAACCGGCUCUGCGCUCCCUGUGGCAACUUCAAUGGUGACCCCAGCGAUGACCUGAAGCUGCCUGAUGGCCGGACUGUGAGGAGCAUCGCAGAGGUUGUGGAUGCCUGGAAAGCCAGGGAUUUUGCGGGAUGCCGCGUCUCCAACCUCGUGCGGAUGGAAGCGGAAGCCCCCGUCUACCCUAUGCAGUAGGCGAAACCACGAGGGGACUGAUGCGAGAGGACAGUUUCCACAUGCACACCAGUUCAUGCGCUUCUUGUAAAUGCUCCUGCAGAGGCUUUCAUGCCUCUAGAGGCACCAGCCGGCGUCUCAGGUUGAGUUUCUGCAAGCGCAGAAGGAAAACCAGCACUGAGCUAUGAUGGAUGUCUACAGCAGCAGGUCGCACGGCCUCAAAUACCUGCAAAAAAAGGGCAAACGCUUGAUCUGGCCUCAAAUCGGUGAGAAAAAAGGUGUAUUUUGAAAACCUGAUCUGCUCCAGGUAGAGCCCAAAGCCGAGAUGAUCCGUCUGCACCGGAGUGGCCUGAAGGAAAGCGAGAUAAACGCCUCGAGCCAAAAUAAAUGUAAAAUUGAGAUCAACAGACCCAAAUCCCAGCCAUUUUUCCCCAGGAAGGCACUAUUCCCAUUGACUGUUUUCAGUAUAACGCUGCCUGCUGCUGGGUAAAUCAAUAAACACUUU
This is a messenger RNA of Aptenodytes forsteri (emperor penguin), 1435 nucleotides long. Its product is annotated as IgGFc-binding protein-like. The record is from RefSeq and is a predicted model, not a curated record. The transcript has 5 exons. Bases 1 to 951 code for a protein of 316 amino acids. Lineage: Eukaryota; Metazoa; Chordata; Aves; Sphenisciformes; Spheniscidae.